AGCCAUUCUGCAAAUGAACUGCGAAACGCACAACAGUCGGAAAAGUCGAUUUCACCAAACUACAAUAUCAAACAUUGGCAUGAGUUUUGAAUGCUAAUUAGACAAUAGUGGCGACUAUGGUACGAUCAAUAUGUUGUCGACUUCGAUAUUCACUACUCUAAGUUGAAUGGUAAAUGUCCUGCCAUUGCCGUCUGAUGAGCUACGACGAUAGAAUGGAUAUCCAUCAUUUCUUGUUUGAGAUUCCGAAAGAAAAGCACUUGGAUAGUGUUUCGUGCAUUUAUUGCAAGUGGGAUUGUGGUGUCCGCAAGGUCCAUGCACCAUAUUGGUUUUCAUCACUUCGUAGAAUAAUGGAUCUUUCUCUGCAUGAGGAAUUUCCGCAGAAAUGAUUUCAUCAAUUUGAUCUGGUGUAACCACCAUCCACCAUUCAAAGAAGAAUGUGUGCGUGACUUUAUCUGGUAGCUCGAACCGAUCAAAAGUAAGUAGCACAACUCCAGUGAAUUGUGAAACUCCUUCCACAGUUUUCGAAAAUUUGUACACUCCGACUACGCCUUGGUUACUCAUAUUUUCAAUUAUUUCUUUUUCACUGACAUUGUUUAGGCAGGGUGCAUAGAUUGUACCUUUUACGCUAUUAAGAUUGUCAUGAUAUUGUGCAACAAUUUCGCACACACCAUGUAGCUUUUUAGUUGAAAUGAACCUUUGGGCAAUUUGGUUGUUUUUCACAAGCAGUAGCAGAUUGCCAGCACGUAAUUCCGAAAUCGAAAUAAUUUCUUUACUAAUAGCUUCUAAUGCUUUAUGUACGGCGAAACAAGAAUAAUUAGAGAUAGGUUUCGUUGAAUCGGAAGCACUAAUAAUAAUAAAUUUAGGGUUUUCUUUCCUAGACUGAGGCAAGUCGAGAAAAUUAAGGGGCGUGUAUGAGGGUUUCUUUCUUUUUGGAUGGGAUUCCUUGGCAAGCAAAGCGAACCUGUUAUUCCCGAGGUUGGGUGGCCCGGGGGCCAUGAUUAUUAUAUCUACACACUCGAUUCACUUGUUUAGAAAACACUUGUAGGAAAAACGAUAUGCGGUAUAAUAAUAAAACAAAGAUUUACUAAGUAAACACGUGCACGUAAGACGGAUGUGUACUGUGCGAAAUACGCAAAAGAUAAGCCGAAACACGUCUACACAGAGCGAGCUUUAGUCGACGACUCCAUCAUCAAUUACACCUGCCGAAUUUAUUUAGAUAUAUUUAAACAUUUCAUUGUAUUUUAAAUAUAUCAACCAUUAAAGCAAAUUGUUAACAAAAUCACCCAGACAUUUUUAUUUUGCAUUUUUGAUCGUGGGUGUGAAAGAGUUGGAAUACCCUAACAAACUGAGAGGUUUAUUCACUUUGUGAGCCAAUAAAAUGUCGGCGCCUAAAAAUUUAUUACGAAAAGUGUGCAUAUACGAAUGCCAAAAACAGAACAAAUUUGAAAAGCAAAAAAGUGCUAAGCUCUGGUGAACCACAAAUAGCCUUAAAAAUAUAUUGUGUAUAUAACGGAGUAAUGGUUUUAAAAACAGUCUGAAAUAAAUAGUGACAUAGUAAUUGUGUUGCAUUAAAAGCAGUGUUACGUCUUUCAUAACAUCCUAAAAUCGCGAAAAUUUUUUAAAAAUCUUUUAUAAGACGAUAAUUUUUUUUAUUAAAUUGUGGCUUUUCCAGAAGUCGUGAAGAAAUCAUUUGACUACACUCUAUUCGAUAGUUAUUAACCUUGCAACUGAGUUUCUAUGCUUUAAAAAGAAUUAGUGCGAUAGGCUGACAGAAGUGUUAUACGGUAGAAGGUUAAUCAUUUUGUACUUUCACGUAUUAGUGCAGGAUAACAUAUUGGACACGGCUUCCAUUUAGGGCCAAAGGAAACAAAGAAACUCACACAAAACCUGUGAAAAAAUAGUGCACUUGCGUACGUUAAAGCUAACCAUUUCUCCACAUACAAGUCAACUUACAAACAGACACAAACAUGGAACUACAUUCUCACGCUUCCGAAUGUCAUGAUUUAUCAUCAUGAGGACAUACAUGAUGGCCGCAAACCGUGGAGAAUGGGCGAAUAUGAUGAUGCCUGCUUCGAGGCGUCGCAAAGAAAAUGAAUCACCGAAAUAUGGUUACAACCUCGGCCGCUCAAUGCCCUAUCGUUCGACCGCUCGCCAUAAUGUGCUACUACCACAGCACUCAUCAGCAAGCUCUACUUUACCGUCCGGUUCUUAUACGUCCUAUGGGCAUACAUCGACAACAACAACACCAUACUAUGAAUCACACCGUCUCAGCAGCAGCCAGGCCGCGAAUUUGCCAAGCGCAAGCACCAGCGCCGCUUCCACAGCCAGUCCGCCGCAAUUUCACACAAACGCUGCCGCAACGGCGUUGCAUAGACUGCCGCCACACUACAGCAGCCACCAUCACGUUGCCCAUGCGACUCUCACCUUAUACGCCGCUCACCAAUGCCGUGGACAAGCACACUCACAUAUUCGUGUAUAAGGGGCGAAAACGAAAACGGCUCGUAAGCGCCUAAUUGCGAACCAUGUUGGCGAAAUUAGGGCUGAUCUAAAUUUUUGGUAGAUCUAUAUAUUCAGUUCGUAUAAAUAUUAUAAGUAUGUACAUAUAUACAUAGGACACUUCACCAAUAAUAAUAAUAACCCUUUCAAUAACAACGAAUAUUUUUAACGCAGCAUCGUGAGGAUCCAAUAUUAUUCGAUUAAGCCAAAUAUUACUGAACAAAUAAUAAUAAAUCUUGUAAAGAAAUCAUAG
Molecule: messenger RNA, 2749 nt
Organism: Bactrocera neohumeralis
Lineage: Eukaryota; Metazoa; Arthropoda; Insecta; Diptera; Tephritidae
Product: actin-binding LIM protein 3-like
Exons: 2
Coding region: 2012-2479 (155 amino acids)
Source: RefSeq, a predicted model, not a curated record